GCGUUAUGUAUACAGGAGCUCAGAGAUAGAGAUAUAGGAAACUUUCAACUGAUCUUUCUCCGGAUAAUUCCCCAUUUCUUCAUAGCCUCAUUUUGGUUGAUUAAAACCCAAAGAAAAACAAAUAAGAGCGAAAAUGUAAUAAUUAAAAAUAAUGUAUUUAGUUUAAUAAACAGCGCAAUGUUCACAUCUUGUAAAGUCAUGACGGUGAUGGGAUUGCGCACGAUGGCUGGAAUGGGGAGCAUCUACGGCAUAUUGAGCUCAGGACGACUUAUCCUUGUUGUUUUUCUUGCUCGGAUAUUUCUCAAGGCAUCUCUCAAUUGCAUCAAAUUAUUUGCAGUUUUGCUUAGUACGGCAGGGAUUGUAUUUGUCACACAACCAGAUCUGUUUUUCCAUAAUGUAAAAUUCAGUGUUUUAUUGCGGCCACUAUGGGAAGACAAUAUGGAUACAAACAAUGACACUACAACCAAUGACACAACAAGUUCAACCAUUGACACAACUAUUACGCUGGAAAGAAUUCCUCAAAUUUGGCAGGGAUACGUGAUAACCUUGAUAAAUGCAGUCAAUGAAAGCAUUAUGACAAUAUCUACAAGAGCCCUAAUAAAGAAAACCACCUCAGCACCAGAAAUGUUCUUCAACAUGAGCGUUGUUGUAAUAUUCAUCACAGGCAUAGGGACAUGUUUUGAAGGCUUUAAAACACCAGAUAAUAUACAUGACGUGUUACAAUGUAUGUAUCGUUGGUUUCACAAUAGGAAGCAUUGGCUUUAAUCUUGGAUAUAUCAUUACCAUGAAAUUGUUGCCAGCUUCAAUUGCUUCUAUAGUCUUCACCUUGGAUAUAGUCACAGGAAUUCUCCUACAAUAUACCAUCUUCAGAAAUAGCUACAGUGGGCAUUCUAACAUACUAGAGAUACUUGGAUGUUGUUUGAAUAUUUUCAGCAUUUUGCUGAUACCAGUUCAAGAACUUUGUCUUAAUGAGAAUGAUACUAAGCAACCAAUACUAAAGCAAAAUGCGCUACCUCUGAACAAUGAUGCCGCUUUGACAAAAAAUAAAACUUUUGAAUUUCCACAGCUUAACAAGGCAAUGGAAAAAGAGAUUGAAUGACAGAAACAGAUUUGGUAAAGCAAUUUUCAGUAUUUACACAUCCUAAAAAUUUGGCAAAUUGUUUUCUUACCUUGAUUUUCAAAGGUGUCUGGUGCGACAUCGUCAGUGAUCUUAGUAGAUGUUCCUGGUUGGCUAUCCAUCUCAUAUGCAUCAUUAGCGAACCUAUGAGCUGCUGUCGUCCAUGCAAUUGCCUGACCAUUAGGCUUGCAGAGGAUAGUUGUACACUCUGCCCCUGUGCCCCACUUCUCUUGCUCCUUCCAGACGAAAGACUCGGGCGGUUGGUGGAGGAUGGGGUCGUUGGUCCCGGAAUACACAGUUGUUGUCGUGUUGGCUUUGAAUGUGACACGUGGAGGGAAACGGUACACUGCAACAGGGUGACCACCUACAUUCUGCUGAAGCAUGAAGCCUCCAAUCUCAUAAUCCU
Molecule: messenger RNA, 1523 nt
Organism: Owenia fusiformis
Lineage: Eukaryota; Metazoa; Annelida; Polychaeta; Sabellida; Oweniidae
Source: the annotation of a GenBank genome assembly